Molecule: messenger RNA, 1499 nt
Organism: Fonticula alba
Lineage: Eukaryota; Rotosphaerida; Fonticulaceae
Exons: 8
Coding region: 440-1318 (292 amino acids)
Biological process (GO): vesicle fusion; intracellular protein transport; vesicle-mediated transport
Cellular component (GO): SNARE complex; endomembrane system; membrane
Molecular function (GO): SNAP receptor activity; SNARE binding
Source: RefSeq, a predicted model, not a curated record
CGUAGGUCUCCCACCGGAGCGGUGCGAACCCCGGCACACCGCUCGCGCUCCUCCUCUCAAGGGAGGAGGGGCCCCGCUUCUUGGUGCGCAGCCUUCCUCCAGGCCCGUGCCCAUCCUCAUCCGCUGGGUAUCACAAUUUGGGCGAGCCCUCUCCGUGGUCGACACCUCCUCGGUAUGAACACCCCAUCCCCUCCUUCUCACCCCCCAUCCUUCUCUUUGCACGCCCUCCCCGCCCCCUCUCCCCUACGAUUGUCGCCUGCUGCCCACGCCCCCUCCCCCCCUCGUCUUUCCAGCCCGUCUGUGCCCCGUCAAACCGUUCCCCGUUCGUGCGCAGCCUCGCCGGCCCGCACUUGGACCAGCCCGUGACCCCUGCUCCUUACUCCCGUCGCUGAUCGGUCUCCCUCCCUGUGUUCGCGCGCGCGUACACGCACUUUUGAUAAUGGCCACCCGAGACCGCUUCGACACCUUCCUUUCUUAUCGCGUCCAUGACCGCGUCCCCCUCCGGCCUCCUCACCAGGAGCACGAGGGGCUCAUCGCCUCCAAUCGCAACGACAUUGAGCUCGGCCCGAUGGCCAUUACCCCGCCCAAGUGGGUGCAGUUCUUCAAGGCCUCUAAUGACAUCAUGGAUGUCAUCGAUGUCCACCUCAAUGACCUCGAAAGCCGCAUGAUGAACGCCGCGAUUACCACCUUCCAGGACAGCUCCGAUCGUGCUCGUAGUGUCGAGGACCUUGGUCAGAAAAUCUCUUCGGCCAUCCGCGACGCCCAUAAGGUGGUGAAGAUGCUGAAUGUGGCCGAGCGCGACGAGACCCCUGAGGUCACCCUGUCGCGGACAAAUGCCCAAAAGAGCGUGGCUCUGCGUCUACAGGAGCAAAGCACCAAGUUGCGCCGUCUCCAGAGUGACUUCCUUUCUAUCCUCAAUGGAUCCACACACUCGAACAAUGUCCUUCUUGAGUUCGAUCAGGAUGUCGAGGACUAUGUCGAUCCGGGCUUCACGCUUGAGCAAAUUGCCGCGGUUGAUAACCACGCGGCCUUUGUGACGGAUCGCGUGCGCAAGAUCAACGAGCUCAAUCAGUCUAUAGCCUCGCUGGCCGAGAUUUUCAACGAUCUGCAGAACUUGGUUCACAUUCAGGGCACUGUGCUCGAUCGCAUUGAUUACAACCUGGAGAAUGUUGUUGCCCAUACGAAGCGCGCCAAUGAGGAAGUCCAGCAGGCCUCCAAGUACCAGAAGGGGUCGCAGAAGAAGCUUGCCAUCAUCCUGCUCAUUGCUGUGGCCAUUGCGCUGCUGCUGUUCGUAGCGGCCCGCCCUCGGGGCAAGUGAUGCGCCAACCAGUGCCGACCUGGCCGGAAGGCGCCCCUGCUCUCCCGGCCGGCCGCAUUGCCUCCUUGUUUUCGAUCAACCGCGGCACGAAUGUCUUGUCGCUUGCGAGUGGGGUGUCUCCAUGCUCUCGGGAAACUGUCCCAGGAGCGACAUGACCCGUAAAUACAAAUAUGAUAGCCGA